UUGACGUUGCAUGCAGUUUAGCGAACAUUCGACUUACGGACGUGUUUACAGGAGGAAUGAAGUGAAGUGAAACCACAUGUCAAAACAUGGAUAAGGACAAGAGUAACUCUGUCCCCAGUGGUCAAAUCUAUGCACUGGUACCUCAGAAGCCGAAAAGUACAUGGCAGAAAAGUUGCAAAGGCAUAGUUGCAGGAGGAAUCACAGGAGGAAUAGAGAUCUGUAUCACAUUUCCGACAGAGUAUGUCAAGACACAGCUACAACUGGACGAGCGGUCAGGGGCAUCAAAGCGUUACCGGGGACCGGUCGACUGUGUAAAAGUCACAGUCAAAGAACGUGGUGUACUGGGAUUAUACAGAGGGCUUAGUGUGCUGCUGGCAGGCUCUAUACCAAAGUCUGCUGUAAGGUUUGGUGCUUUUGAACAAUUUAAAAGUAUGAAUGUAGAUGAGAAAGGAAAUUUGGCCCCUGCCAAGAGAGCCAUGUGUGGAAUGGGUGCUGGUGUGUGCGAGGCCAUCCUGGCUGUGACCCCUAUGGAGACACUCAAGGUCAAAUUCAUUAACGACCACACGUCAGCAAACCCUCAAUUCAAAGGUUUCUUCCAUGGCAGUAAUCAGAUCAUCAGGACGUACGGUUUUUUCUCGCUGUGGCAAGGCCUGACUCCCACCAUUAUUAAACAGGGCAGUAACCAGGCGAUUCGCUUCUUUGUCAUGGAGACGCUAAAGAACUGGUACCGCGGCGGAGACCCGAAUGUUAAAGUUCCCACCCUAGUCGUAGGGGCAUUCGGUGCUUUCGCUGGGGCAGCCUCUGUAUUUGGAAAUACACCUGUUGAUGUUAUCAAAACUAGAUUACAGGGCCUUGAUGCUCACAAGUACAAGAACACAUGGGAUUGUGCUGUCAAGAUAUACAAACACGAGGGACCAAGAGCAUUUUACAAAGGGACCAUUCCAAGACUGAGCAGAGUGUGUCUAGACGUGGCCAUCACAUUUAUGAUCUACGACUCAUUUAUGGAAGCCUUCAAUAAAAUCUGGAAGACAGACUGAUGUAGUGGAAAUACCACACUGAAAGAACAGGAAUCAGCACCACUAGGCCGUGUCACACAUCUAGUAUAGGGCUAGAUUGUAUAGCAUUCUAUUGGGUCUUAUACCUCCUGUCAUGAAUAUUAAUGAGCUGUGAAUUUGUGAUGUAUGCAGAUAUUAUAUAUAUAUAUAUAUAUAUAUAUAGG
Messenger RNA from Mizuhopecten yessoensis (Yesso scallop), 1219 nucleotides. RefSeq names its product putative tricarboxylate transport protein, mitochondrial. Gene Ontology annotation, biological process: mitochondrial citrate transmembrane transport. The record is from RefSeq and is a predicted model, not a curated record. Bases 87 to 1037 code for a protein of 316 amino acids. The transcript is spliced from 7 exons. Lineage: Eukaryota; Metazoa; Mollusca; Bivalvia; Pectinida; Pectinidae.